Molecule: messenger RNA, 651 nt
Organism: Melanaphis sacchari
Lineage: Eukaryota; Metazoa; Arthropoda; Insecta; Hemiptera; Aphididae
Exons: 3
Coding region: 1-651 (216 amino acids)
Source: RefSeq, a predicted model, not a curated record
AUGGCAGCUCCUCAAUUGAACGAUAUCGAUGCACAACCUCUUGGUUCUAGGAAUAAUGAAAACCCAAUUGCAGCAAUAAUCAAUGAAAAUGAUCCCAAUGUAUCCGGAGCACAAUCAAUUAGUACACCUGGUAAUUUGUCCAACAAUGAUUUUGAAAUUGAAUCGUCGGUGAGAAAAUUUAUUGAUGAAGAUGAUGGUGAACCAGAGUGUCCUUUGAAAAAUAAUAAUGAACUAUAUUGUUAUGAUCGAGAAACAGCUAGAACUUUGAUGUAUUUAAUAGAUAGUAGAGAUCGCCAAAAGGUGUUAACAUGGAUAAGAAAACUAGAUGAAAUGAACGAUGGUGAUGACAUGUUGGAACGUGUGCACUACAUCAAGUACCUGGUGUCCACGCUGAGUGGAACGUUAGGAUUGGUAGAACCGUUCACGUCUAUGCCACCAAAAAUAGUAAAACCUUUGAGACUUAUCUUACCACCAACUGUAUUCGCCGAUCUAUUGAAAGACGAACCUGAGCCUUGCAUAAGAAAAAAACUAUUUGCUCAUAAAAUUCCAAAUUCGAAUAGUCAAUUGCUACAAGAUAAAAAGUUUUAUGAACAACAGUUAUUCCCACCAGAAGGCAUUAUAUGCUAUGCGGCUGCUUUUAGCGUCAUAUAA